AUGAACAUUCCCCCCGACGCCCCUUUGGAGCCACCGUCGCCCCGUUCCGCUCAGCUUAUCGAGAACCCCUCCGUCAGCAUGGUUGGCGUUGAAGUUCACUUGCCCCCUUUUUCGACAAAGAACCCUCGGGCAUGGUUCCUACAAAUCGACGCACGAUUUGCUCUUCGUCGCAUCACCUCGCCGCUUACCAAGUACUUAAACGUCGUGUCUGCUCUUCCUCCGGAUAUCGCUGAUCAAGUGGAUUAUCUCCUGGCCGCCCCUCCGCCCGAUAAUCCUUACGAGCAACUCAAAGAAGCCAUUCUAACCCGCACCGAGUGCUCAGAACAGUCGCGCAUUCGCCAGCUGCUCUCCGGUGAGGAAUUGGGUGACCGCAGACCGUCGCAGCUCCUCCAUCGCAUGUGGCAGCUUCUUGGCAGCGCAGCCGACACUCAGCUUCCAAUAUUGAGGGAGCUUUUCCUCCAGAGGCUACCACAGCAAGUGCGCAUGGUGCUAGCGGGCUCAGAAGAGGUUUCCCUUGAGCACCUCGCUCAGCUUGCGGACAGGAUCAUAGAGCAUUCCUCACCAUAUAUCGCACCUCUCUCCCGUGCAACUCCCGCUACCUCUUCCUGCGCCGCUGACGAUGUUAUUGCAUCGCUGCAAGAACAAGUCGCACGACUGUCGGAUGCCGUCGAGACGCCCGUCCAGCGAUAUUUUCUGGUACCAUCAAAAAUACGGCGACAACGCGUUCAAAUGCACACGGCCUUGCUCUUGGUCGGGAAAUGCGGACGCCGGUCGAUAGUGGCGACCUACGACUCCGGCCCUCCAGGAAGCCGCCUGUUCUUUGUCACCGACCGAAUUGCGAAGUACCGCUUCUUAGUGGACACCGGAGCUGAGGUCAGUAUUGUACCUCCCACACGAUCUGACCGCGCCCGUGGACCGUCCACUUCGAAACUCCAGGCUGUCAACGCUUUCCAAAUCUCGACAUUCGGCCUGCGUUCCCUCGCCAUCGACAUAGGACUUAGACGCCUCUUUCAAUGGGUGUUCGUCAUAGCCGAUGUCCCCUACCCCAUCCUGGGGGCCGACUUUCUUCACCACUUCGGACUUGACAUCAGCAUUUCCCGCAAAAAGCUCGCUGACUCGACAACUGGCCUUACAAUCUCCGGCGUGCCUUCCACCCACCCAAGUAUGGGCAUUCGCACUGUGGUCCCCACCUGCUCCUACGCUGAGCUGUUGCUCGACUUUCCGGCCAUCACGAAGCCCUGCAACUUGGCCAUUCCCCCUAAGCACGCCAUCUUGCACCAUAUCAUCACCACUGGUCCGCCGGUAACUGCCCGACCACGCCGUCUCGUUGGCGAGCGGCUGAAUAUAGCGCGUCGGGAGUUUGACCACAUGUUGCAGCUUGGGCUGUUUCGACCCUCUUCCAGCCCCUGGUCAUCCCCACUGCACAUGGUCCCUAAAGCCUCCGGAGACUGGCGCCCGUGCGGCGACUACAGAGCCCUUAAUGCCGCCACCGUACCGGACCAGUAUCUGCUUCCACACAUUCAUGACUUCACCCUCGACCUCGCCGGCGCGACCACCUUCAGCAAAAUUGAUUUGGUAAAGGCCUACCAUCAAAUCCCUGUGGCACCGGAAGACAUUCCAAAGACAGCUAUCAUUACACCGUUUGACCUUUUUGAAUUCGUGCGCAUGCCAUUCGGUCUACGUAAUGGUGCCCAAUCCUUUCAAAGGUUUAUGAACGAAGUGGUGCGGGGUCUCCCGUUUGUCUUCGUUUACCUCGACGACAUACUGGUUGCUAGCAAGACCCCGGAAGAACACAAGCACGACCUUCGUCAACUUUUCCAAAGGCUGGACGAGCAUGGCCUAGUCCUCAACUCCGCGAAGUGUCUUUUCGGCCAGUCUUCUCUGGAGUUUCUGGGGCACCUGGUUUCCCAGGAAGGCAUUCGUCCCCUUCCUUCAAAGGUUCGCGCAGUGCAGGAUUUUCCCAUACCCACCUCCCUUCGCAAGCUCCGGGAGUUCCUGGGAUUCAUAAAUUUCCAUCGUCGCUUUAUCCCGCACUGCGCCGACAUCCUCCGGCCACUCACGGACCUGCUUCGUGCUUCCACAAAGACUAACCAGCCCUUCGACCUCCCUACUGAAGCUCAAGAAGCUUUCUUCCAAGCCAAAAAAUGCUUUGGCCAACGCCACUAUCAAUCUUCCUCCACGGACUGGAGGCCACUGGCUUUCUUCUCCCAGCGCCUUAAACCAUCUGAGGAGAAGUACAGCACCUUCAGCCGCGAACUUCUCGCCAUCUAUUACGCCAUCAAGCAUUUCCAUUACUACCUAGACGGAAGCCCUUUUCACGUCCUUACAGAUCAUAAGCCUUUGACUUUUGUUUUCAAGACCAACCGCACGACCUAUCCUUCUACUGAUCUUCGUCACCUCUCCUUCAUUUCCGAGUACACCACGGACAUUCGCUUCAUUAACGGGACCGACAAUCAAGCGGCGGACGCUCUCUCGCGCAUCGAGGCUAUCUCUGCUCCUGUUCUCACGCUCGAUGCUCUCGCAGCUGCGCAGGCCUGCGACCAAGAGCUUCAAGCCCUGUUGUCCCCUGGCACAACCAAAUCUUCCCUCCGCCUGGAGUAUGUUUCCCUGCCUCUUGCACCUUGCGGUAUCGCUUGUGACGUUUCCGGUUCUGCGCCUCGUCCGUACCUGCCCUCUAAGCUUCGUUUCUCCGCGUUUGAGGAGCUGCACAACAUUUGUCAUCCUGGCAUUCGGGCUACGCAGCGGCUAUUGUGCUCACGUUAUGUCUGGCCUGGCCCUUUACCACCGUCCCGAGACCAACGCUACUUACUCACCAUUGUCGACCGUUACACCCGCUGGCCCGAAGCCGUCCCCAUCAGUGACAUCACGGCGGAUACCGUAGCCCGCGCCCUCGUUUCAACUUGGAUCGCCCGUUACGGCUGUCCCACGCGCAUCACCACAGACCAGGGCCGACAAUUCCAGAGCGCCCUUUUCAAGAAUCUGAUGGCUCUCCUCGGUGUUCACCAUAUCAGCACCACGGCAUACCACCCUUCCUCCAACGGCCUCGUCGAGCGCUUUCAUCGUCAGCUGAAAGCUUCGCUCACCGCUCGCGAGGCCCAAAGCAGCUGGGUGGAUCACUUGCCUGUUGUCAUGCUGGGCAUCCGUUCGGCCUUCAAGGAGGACCUCUCCUGCACCGCAGCCGAGCUUGUUUAUGGGACGACACUGCGUCUUCCUGGCGACUUUUGGAGCGAUACCGACAGCGUACGUUCUCUUCCCCAGGCCGAGUACGUCCAGCAGCUCCGGCGUUUCUUUCGUGGCCUGGCGCCGGUUCCCUCCAGGGCGCCGCCCCCUCCAAAGUUUUCCUCCACCCCGACCUCAAUACAAGCACCCACGUGUUCCUGCGCCAUGAUGCUGUGCGGAAGCCGCUCUCGCCACACUACAAUGGUCCCUACCGUGUUCUCUCCCGAAACAGCAAGACCUUCACCAUCGACAUCGCGGGCCAGCGACAAGUCGUCUCGCUGGACCGCCUCAAGCCGGCCUACCUUGAAGCCGUCGCCCCCGCUCCCCCACUCGCUCUUGGCGAGGACUCUUCCCCCGCCUUAUCUCCUCCGAAGCCUCGUCGCAGAGUUACUUCGGCAGCUUCACUCCGUGUACGCAGCCCCACGUCGCCUCCACUCCGAGGGGGGAGCCCUGUAG
Molecule: messenger RNA, 3675 nt
Organism: Ornithodoros turicata
Lineage: Eukaryota; Metazoa; Arthropoda; Arachnida; Ixodida; Argasidae
Exons: 4
Coding region: 1-3675 (1224 amino acids)
Biological process (GO): DNA integration; proteolysis
Molecular function (GO): nucleic acid binding; aspartic-type endopeptidase activity
Source: RefSeq, a predicted model, not a curated record